UCUACGAAAUUAUCGAUCAUCCAUGAAAAAUCGAAAUGUCUCCUUUAUAAAUAUUUGACAAUGCCAUUCUUAAAAGUACAAAAAACUACGUGGUGCGAGCAACAAAUAGAAUCUUGCAAACGAAAUGGUUGGCGACAUGCUAUAUACACGCCUGAAAGGAAACGCAUCGUUAAAGCGCAUUAUAAGGGUGAAUGGAGAAACGAUAAAAGAGAGGGCAAAGGCAUAGGAGUAAGCAGGCGUUAUAUUAUAAAAUCCUGCAGCCAUGGCUGGAUGUAUGAAGGUGACUGGCUCAAAGAUCGCAAACACGGAUAUGGUAUCCUAAGUAAAAUUUCAGAAGACGGUAACAUACGUAAAGUAUACGCUGGAGAAUGGGUGGAAGGAAAAAAGCACGGAUUCGGGAGCAACUGGUUUAAGGACGGCAGCUAUUACGAGGGCACGUUUCGGAGAAAUAAACGGGACGGUUACGGUCAGAUUUGGUACAAAUGCGGCAGUAGUUAUUAUCAGGGCGCAUGGUUAAACGAUCGUUAUCAUGGAGAAGGGGUACUCAUUCAAGGUAUCGUAUCGUUAGUUAAGAAAGAGAGCAGACAUACACGUGGAACUUUUAAAUUACGAUUUCAAAACGGUAAUCUUUACGAGGGUCAAUUUAUAAAUGGCAAGAAGGAAGGUCGAGGAGUCUUCCAUCACUUUGACAGCCAUCAAGUCCAGAAGGGUCGUUGGGAGAAUGACGUUUGCGUCAACAGCACGAUAGAGGACAUCGACUACUACCGACAAUCAAGUUUAUAUCCAACGUUAUUACAUAUUCCAAGGAUAAAUGGCCAAGCAGUGCCACAUUUAUAA
This is a messenger RNA of Nylanderia fulva, 837 nucleotides long. The record is from RefSeq and is a predicted model, not a curated record. NCBI's taxonomy places the organism in Eukaryota, Metazoa, Arthropoda, Insecta, Hymenoptera, Formicidae.